Molecule: messenger RNA, 2537 nt
Organism: Leptosomus discolor (cuckoo roller)
Lineage: Eukaryota; Metazoa; Chordata; Aves; Leptosomiformes; Leptosomidae
Gene: HNF1A
Product: HNF1 homeobox A
Biological process (GO): insulin secretion; liver development; regulation of transcription by RNA polymerase II
Cellular component (GO): nucleus
Molecular function (GO): DNA-binding transcription factor activity, RNA polymerase II-specific; RNA polymerase II cis-regulatory region sequence-specific DNA binding
Source: RefSeq, a predicted model, not a curated record
GGAACAUGGAGUAGGGAAGCUGGAAGCAGGAUAAGCUGAAAUUCAAAUCCAAGCGACACCAGCCUGAAGACCAUGGUCUCGAAGCUGAGUCAUCUUCAAGUGGAGCUGCUGGGAGCACUGCUGGAGUCGGGGCUGACCAAGGAGACCCUGAUCAAGGCGCUGAGCGAAGUGGAACCCUACGUGCUCCAGAGCGAAAGCCAGCGCGCUAUCAAUGCCCUCCAGACAGAGAAAGGGGAACCCUGUCCUGACAUCCCCAACCUCCCCAAUGGAAUGGGGGAGUCCAGGUUAUCAGAAGAUGAAACCUCUGAUGAUGGGGAGGAAUUUACCCCUCCAAUAAUGAAGGAGCUGGAAAACUUGAGCCCCGAGGAAGCUGCUCACCAGAAGGCUGUGGUGGAAAGACUAUUACAAGAAGAUCCCUGGCGAGUAGCAAAGAUGGUGAAAUCCUACCUCCAGCAGCACAACAUCCCUCAGCGGGAAGUGGUGGACACUACUGGUCUGAACCAAUCUCACCUCUCACAACACCUCAACAAGGGCACUCCCAUGAAGACCCAAAAAAGGGCAGCCCUCUACACCUGGUAUGUCCGCAAGCAGCGAGAAGUGGCCCAGCAAUUUACACAUGCUGGACAGGGUAUCCUGACAGAGGAGCCCAUGGGAGAUGACCUGCCCACCAAGAAGGGAAGAAGAAACCGCUUUAAGUGGGGUCCCGCCUCACAACAGAUCCUGUUCCAAGCCUAUGAGAGACAGAAAAACCCCAGCAAAGAAGAGAGAGAGGCACUGGUGGAAGAGUGCAACAGAGCAGAGUGUAUUCAGAGAGGCGUUUCCCCAUCUCAGGCCCAGGGACUGGGCUCAAACCUGGUGACAGAGGUCAGAGUUUACAACUGGUUUGCCAAUCGCAGGAAGGAGGAGGCUUUCCGGCACAAGCUGGCCAUGGACACCUUCAGCGGACCACAGCCCCCUUCUGCUCCUCCUCUAACUCCUCACAACCCUUCCUCCCUCCAGCCACCAUCUGCUCUCUCACCCAGCAAAGUUCACGGAGUGAGGUACAACCAGCAGUCAGUCAGCGAGGCAGAGUCCUCCAGCAGCAACCACCAUGGGAACAGCUCCAUGGUGACCACCCAAACCAUCCUGCAUCAGGUUUCUCCCCCUGGACUGGAGCCCAGCCAGAACCUACUGAGCACAGACACUAAGCUGGUCUCGACUCCUGGAGGAACUCUCCCUCCUGUCAGCACCCUGACUGCCUUGCACAGCCUAGAGCAAAAUCCACACGCCCUGAGCCAGCAAACUCAGAACCUUAUCAUGGCAUCACUGCCUGGCGUAAUGGCAAUCGGAGCUGGCGAGACCUCAUCUCUAGCACCAGCAUUCACCAACACAGGCGCCUCCACCCUGGUGAUAGGCCUGGCCUCAACCCAGCCCCAGAGCGUACCUGUAAUAAACAGCAUGGGUAGCAGCCUCACUACCCUGCAGCCCGUCCAGUUCUCCCAGCAACUGCACCCAUCCUACCAGCAGCCCCUCAUGCAGCAAGUCCAGAGCCACAUCAACCAGAGCCCCUUCAUGGCUACUAUGGCCCAGAUACAGAACCCUCACGCUCUCUACGGCCCCAAGUCUGAAGUGGCCCAAUACACACAUACAGGCCUCUUACCACAAACCAUGGUGAUAACAGAUACAGCCAAUCUCAGCGCCCUGACUAAUCUGACACCAACUAAACAGGCAUUCACAUCUGACUCGGAGACCCACACAGAGUCUGGGAUGCACACACCAGUGUCACAGGCGCCAACGAUACAUUUACAGAACCAAGACACAACCAUCCAGCACCUUCAGCCAGGCCCUCGCCUCACCUCUAGCCCUGCUGUGUCCUCCAGCAGCCUGGUGCUGUACCAAAGCUCUGACUCUGCCAACAGCCACAGUCAGCUGCUGCCGUCCACUCACAAUGUCAUCGAGACCUUCAUCUCCACGCAAAUGGCAUCCUCCACUCAGUAAUCAAGACAAUCAGCUCAAGGGUGACUGCCAUGACCAACCUGUCAGGUGCAACUCCAACGGUGUUUGCCAUCACUGUCACCACUGCCUUCCACGGUAAGGAAAAGCUGCUGCACAGCCGACCUCCAGUCCCUACCGCCUCAUACAAACCCCUUACUCAGCUGCCUCUGUGAGAGCAGACAUCUCAAGCUCAAGACAGAAGCCAUGGAAAGAUGGUGCUGGCACUGCUAAAAUCCACUGCUCCCCCCAAAAAAACCCAAGCAAACCCAAGCCCCACUCAACCUAGAAUGGCCAGACGUCCUUUUGAGGCUGCCCGAGAAGGAAUCUCAUCAAGAUGGGGAUUUGAAUGUAACACAUCAAAACUGCCAGGGCAUGGAUGGGACUUUCAUUCUGCUCAGCCUUGAUCAAGCUGGGCCUGUACAAACCUGCCAACACCAGACUAAGCCAUGCGGGAAAGAGCAAAGCUGAGCUGCCAAAGAAGGGACACCAUCUUUAAAACGCUCACCUCCUUUGCUGCAAAGAAGCACCAAUGAGAACUAUGAGAAAUAACAGUAUCUUGGAGG